This is a messenger RNA of [Candida] anglica, 1285 nucleotides long. Lineage: Eukaryota; Fungi; Ascomycota; Pichiomycetes; Serinales; Debaryomycetaceae. The record is from the annotation of a GenBank genome assembly.
CACAUCAUCUUCAUCGUCAAUAUAUAUAUAUAUAUAUAUAUUGGUAGAAAUAAAAGAGAAGAUAGCCCAAUUUUUUCAGCAUCUUAUAGAUUUAACGCUGACUGAAAAAAAAAAUAAUACAACUUGGUAAUUGAUUGUAAUAAAAUUCGAGGAGAAUUAAUUAGUAAUGUCACUGUCAAGAAAGAAGCUUCUUUUAAUGGGCCGGUCAGGUUCAGGAAAAUCAUCAAUGAGAUCUAUCAUUUUUUCCAACUAUUCUGCAUUUGAUACUAGAAGAUUAGGGGCUACAAUUGAUGUUGAACAUUCACACCUUCGUUUUCUUGGUAAUAUGACCCUUAAUUUAUGGGAUUGUGGUGGACAAGAUGUGUUUAUGGAUAAUUAUUUCACCACUCAAAAGGAUCAUAUUUUUAAAAUGGUUCAAGUUCUCAUACAUGUUUUCGAUGUAGAGUCGAAACUGAUCAAUAAAGAUAUUGAAAUAUUUGUAAAAUCAUUGACAAAUUUAGCUAAAUUCAGUCCAGGAGCUAAAAUUUUUAUCUUAUUACAUAAAAUGGAUUUAGUUCAAAUUGAUAAAAGAGAAGAAUUAUUUAAUAUUAUGAUGGAUAAAUUACAAAAGAUCUCAAAUCCUUAUCAAUUUAAACUAAUUGGUUUCCCAACUUCAAUUUGGGAUGAAUCAUUAUACAAAGCAUGGUCUCAAAUUGUUUGUUCAUUAAUUCCAAAUAUGAAUUUAUUUAAUAGUAAUCUUGUUAAAUUUAACAACAUUUUGGAUGCUGAAGAAAUCAUUUUAUUUGAAAAGACCACAUUUUUAGUAAUAUCUUCAACCUCGUCGAUUCUUCAACAACAACUGCAACAACAACAACUGCAAAAUACUACCAAUAAUGAUGAUUCAGUCGUUAAUUUAGAUCCAAAAAGAUUUGAGAAAAUAUCAAACAUCAUUAAAACUUAUAAACAAUCUAUUUCAAAACUCCGGACAAAUUUCCUGAAUCUUAUUAUUCGUGGUGGUAAUGGUACCCAUUUCUAUAUUGAUAUUCUUACUGAUAACAUGUUUAUUAUGAUUGUUCUUAGAGAUAAAGAUGAAGGAGGUAAUUUCGUGAAUACACACGAAGAAUUAAUUGUUCUUGAAAACAUUAAGGCUGCAAGAAAAUGGUUCGAAUCUAUAGAAAAUGGUAAUUAAUAUCAAACAGUAUUACUACUAAUAGUAUAAUUAUAUAUGUUGGGAAAGAUUGAAUAUGUCAGAAAGGUGAUUGAUAAUCAGGGAAUAAUAGUUAAAUUUGAAAUAGUUGAAUGAAAG